AUGGCGGACCUGGAUGGAAGCGACGCGUCUAACAGCGCGACCCAAGAGCCUUUGGUGCUGAAACUUGAUGAGAGACAGAGGCUUGCUCGAGAACGGAGAGAGGAGAGGGAAAAGCAAAAUGCGCUCCGUGAGUCUCAGUGGCAUGAGCGCGAGGAGCGUGCUCGUCAGUACUAUGAGAAGCACCUGGAGGAGCGCAGGAGGAGGCUGGAGGAGCAGAGGAUCAAGGAGGACCAGAGACGCGCCGCUGUCGAGGAGAAACGACGGCAGAAACUCGAGGAGGAAAAGGUCCGCUAUGAGGCUGUCAUGAGGAGGACUCUGGAGAGGAGUCAAAGAGCCAAACAGAAAACCAACCGCUGGAGUUGGGGAGGCACUCUGACCACCAGCACCUCUCAUCCAACAGAUUCGGACAGACGCUCUGUCUCGACUACUAACUUGUCCAAGCACACAGACCCGGUCAUAACCAAACGCCUGUCUGCAUCUUCUGCCACACUCUUAAACUCACCAGACAGAGCUAUGCGUCGUUUGCCAUUGACACCAUGGGAGAAUAACAUGGUCAGUCGUCUGUUGACCCCCACACACUCCUACCUGGCCAGAAGCCGUAGCGCUAUGUCAUUGUCGGGAGAGACAGUGACGCCCAUUUGUCCCCGCUCAGCUUCCUGUCAUCCAAUGAGCUCCCUCUCCUUCAAGUCCCUCCAAUCCCGCAGCAGCAUGGAGCGGCCAAUGAAAGCAGGUCUCAGCUGCGAUCGGCCAAUUAGGGCCGGCUUCACCCCAUCUGACCCCAGCACCCGAAGAAGAACCACUCAGGGCACAACGGGGGAAAAGCACCCUAAGGAGUAUGUGCGUAAGUCCUGGAGUAAUUUGUCUCUGCCGCUGGGCUCCCAGCCCCUCCUGAGUGGCCCCCAGCAGCCCAGAGCCAAGAGAACCCAGUCCCCCGGCACCCAGCCCUGCAGGACCAAAGCACCCUCACCUGCCAGAUCUUCCUUAAAGUCUUCCCAGAAGCCUCCGACCCCCAAACACCUGCGAUCCCCUGGCCAGGAGCACUCUGCCGCCACCCCACCUCUAUCGCCAGGCAACCUGCGACCCAGCCGGACCAUGCCCGAGUUGUACCGGGCCGCUGAAGAAGACGAUGCAGAGGGAGAGGCCAAGGAGGCUACUUCCCCAGCGGUGAAGUCAGCAGGAACCACAGACCCUGAAGAAGCCUCUCGCCUGCUAGCAGAGAAGCGACGACAAGCCCGUGAGCAGAGAGAGAGAGAGGAGGAAGAACGCCGCUUACAGGAGGAGGCCGAGAGACGCAGCCGUGAGGAGAUGGCUCGCAGGAAAGCAGAGGAGCGAGUGCGUAGAGAGGAGGAGGAGAAGAAGAGAGAAGAGGAGAGAAGACUCCAAGAGGAGGAGGAGAGGAAAGCCCAGGCUGAGAAGGAGAGAGAGGAGGCAGAGCGCCUACAGAAACAGCGAGAGGCAGAGGACGCUCGCCAGCGUGAGGAAGCAGAGCGACUGCGUCAGGAGAGAGAGAAGCACUUCCAGAAGGAGGAGGCAGAACGCCAGGAGCGCAAAAAGAGAUUGGAGGAGAUCAUGAAGAGAACACGCAAAUCAGAUCAGCAAAAAUCACCACAACGCAGAAAUGGAGAUUUCACUGAGCAGAAAACAGAGGAGACAGCAUCUUCACCUGCACCUCUGCCAGCCCUCUCAGAGACACACACACUCACGCUCCAGGGUCUUGAGUCAGGAGAGAGCACACCAACUGAGGCCCACCCGAGGGAGAACGGCAUCGCCAUAGAGACGGGGACCUUUGAGCAGGUCAUCGUGGUUCCCAUGGAGACCAAGAUGCCCCGGGCAGAGGGCGAUGGGCAGGAGGAAGAGGAGACGUCUGACUCUGAAGGCCCCCGCAGCCCCGUCAUCGCCUUCCGAGAGAACGGACAGAACCAGCACCAAGCAGAUGUGGUGUGAGCAACCAAGACUGCAUGGGUGAGCGAGAAGGAGACCAAGGGAGAACGAAGAGGUUCGGAUGGAUCACGUCUCACCUGAAGGUCUCCCUGAAGGCUGGUUUCAUACAGACAAGGCCUGGACAGGAAACCCUCCUCCCCAUUCCUGCUGACCAAAACGUCAACUUAGAACAACCACCAACCCCUUGCUCCCCAAACCACUUAGCACGGUCUCAGACUAGAGAGCAGUGAGGUCCAAACCACCUUGAGACCAAGAUGGGGGGGGGUGAGCGGGCCCCUCCUCUGCGUAUGAAUCAAUAUUCUGUGUUUUGAUUUGACAGGCUGAUCGCUGAUGUAAUACUUGAAGACUUCCUUGUACUGUAGUUUUGUCAGCAGGCAGGUGAGCAGGUGAGCAGGUGCUUGUGCUGUUGAUGGGGAGGAGGGGGAUAGAAGGAAGAAAAAAAAAAGAAUCUGAUCUGAUACUGUAUCUCUCUUAGUAAAAGCAGCUAUAAUCUCAUGCACUACUACUGUCAUUAGUUAUUCAAUAACUGUAAAGUACAAAACAAAACAAAAAAUGAAUGUUUCCCUUUUCUGUGUAGUUCAGCUUAACUAGAUCUGUGCUUUUUGUGUUUGUUUGUUUGCUUGUUUUGUUGAUUUUACCGAUGGCGAUGAAGCUAGCAAACUUCUCAUUUGUCUGACUGAUGGUCCUAAUCCAAAGAUCCCACCCUCAUUUCAGGAUUAGUUUUGUGUUUCAGCCUCUAGUCCGUGUGUGUGUGUGUGUGUGUGUGUGUGUGUGUGUGUGUGUGUGUGUGGGGGGGGGGGGGGGGGGGGGGGGGGGGGGGGGUGGGUGGGUGGAGUGGAGUAUGUGUGUGUGUGUAUUGAAUAGAGGAAUGUCUAGUCAGUUGCAUCAGUGCAAUAUCCAAAAAGCAUGUAGCUGCAAGUUUCAGAACUUUGUGUCAUUCUUCACAUUGGGGUUCAUGUGGAACCAAAUGCAGUAGAAAAUUGUUCGACAUGAGCGUUCCAUUUGUCUAUUGUGAAAUCACUGCACAGCAGCUGGGACCAUGACAACACAAUGGUUGCCUGGGUUACUGCUCCAUUUUAUUACAUUUCAGAAUCAGAAAAAAUAAUGUAGAGAUUAACUUAAUCCUCUAGAUUCCUAGGGAUCAAAGAGUUUCAAACUGAAAAAAUAAAAAAUAAUUCUGACAGUAAUAUAAGAUAAAAUAAUUGCUGCUAUACUUAAGACUUUUAUUUUAUGUUUUUUUCCUUUUUUCUUUUGCCUUACUUGGAUCAGGACGAGUUGCCAGGAGGUGUUGUGCUUUAGAAAAAAGUUGCACUGGACACACACAAUGAACAUUCCAGUAUCAAUCACAUGUACACACACACACACACACACACACACACUUAAUUGGCAGACACUCAAAUGGAGUCUUCUGUUUGAUGUGGUUAUUAUGCUUUCCUCCAUACAAUGCACACACACACACACACACACAUACACAGAGAUGGAGAGAUACACAUGUCAAAGUAUUUCAACUUGUGAAAAUAAGAUGAUUGGUUCUCGGUAUAAUUUAUAAUUUUCUCAUUUAUUUGAAAGACUCACAUCUAUACAUUACUUCAAUAAAAUACUUCAGCCUGGAAGGAAUGUUUUUGGAAUCUUCUUAGGAUCUCAAAAACACCGUAGCUUCAUUUUCCAUUUUAGUUCCUCAAACCCGUUGCCAUUACUUUGGCAGCCAGAUGGAACUCUAAACUCAACACAGGGCUUUGCUAUGCAUUUCUUGUAUAAAGAAAAUAAUAAUAAACAAAGCAUGAUAUGGCAGGUUGUAAAUUUAUGCGAAAACUAUGAAAUACUUAUAAGUACAGAUAUGUAAAGUUGUAUAUUUUAUUAAAACUUACAGACGCAAGCCUCGCCUGAUGCCUAAUCUCCACUUCGCCCAGCAUCCUCUGUUAGGGAUAAGUGUGCAUAGUCCGGAGAUUGGGACUGGCCCCUGAAGAGAGGACACUAGGCUGAAGGACUAGGACAAGCCUCUAGAGAGGGUGCUGAACAGGGGCUCAUGAUUUGGAGGGUUAGCUUCAGCCAGCUAGCAUCUUUAAAAUGGUAUCCCUCAAGUGCACACUUCUGCCCACAUUUUUACAAUCACUGGUUUGUAAACAAACAAAUGCUUGUUGUCUAUGUGGAUUGAUGGAUAUGCUGACACUUUCCUACCUAAGGAUCAGACGACCCACAUGCACAACAUACUGUUAUUUGUGUCCAUGGGUAAUGUGCCACCUAAUAACCGCAUAAUUGGCUUGUUAGGGUAAAUGAGGGCAGAAAUUGGCACAUGCUGGACGCCAUUUUGAAGGAUGGUGGCAGCCCACUGAAUAUACUUUUGGCUGAAUUAGCUAGCCAAGCAUCGGCCACUGAAAUUUAUUGAAUUCAGAGGUGUCUGUCAGCGCAGGAAUGAAAUGAUCGUUGUUUUAAAUCAUUGGUUUGAAAUGAUCGUUGGAUUACCGUAUUACCUUACUCUGGACUACAAACACCCAGUCUGGGAGUAGGGUGUGUGUGUGUGUGUGUGUGUGUGUGUGUAAAAUGGCUGCACAGGUGCUGAUUUUAUUACGGCACUAGUGCACUGUGUGUGUGUGUGUGUGUGUGUGUUCACGUGGUGAGUCCAAUCCUGUCUGUCUCAUCAGAAACAAAGAGUCAUCAAAAACUCAAAAACAAAAUCUCAAGUAAUUUUACAACCUCUAAAUCUGUAUAGCUUUAAAAAAAAGAUCAAAUGCAAUAAAUUUUAUUUGGAAAGCAC
Messenger RNA from Alosa sapidissima (American shad), 4696 nucleotides. RefSeq names its product microtubule-associated protein 7b (gene map7b). The transcript has 17 exons. Gene Ontology annotation, cellular component: microtubule cytoskeleton. Gene Ontology annotation, biological process: microtubule cytoskeleton organization. The record is from RefSeq and is a predicted model, not a curated record. Bases 1 to 1944 code for a protein of 647 amino acids. NCBI's taxonomy places the organism in Eukaryota, Metazoa, Chordata, Actinopteri, Clupeiformes, Clupeidae.